This is a messenger RNA of Symbiodinium necroappetens, 3564 nucleotides long. The record is from the annotation of a GenBank genome assembly. NCBI's taxonomy places the organism in Eukaryota, Dinophyceae, Suessiales, Symbiodiniaceae.
AUGCACCAGUGCCUGAUGUACAGCGUCCUUACCUCGAUGAACUUCUUCAAGUACUACAUCCACGGCAAGGUCUUUUCACGGUGGCAGCAGCACACGCGGUUCACGCUGUACUGCCAUGCCAGGAAGAAUUUGGUCAGGCGGCUGUUUUUGGCGAAGCCGCUCUUUGUGGGGCCCCUCAUCAAGAUUUGCUCGCUGAUGCGCGAGGUGGAGUCCGUAAAGGUCGUCAACAUAGGCAGCAAUGUGUACAACUUGGCGGAUUUCGAUCGCGAGCAGGCGACGGUUCGGUCGGCGAGCUGCGCGCAGAAGGAACUCGAGAUGCUCCAUGAUCAGACGGUGGCUGCUAUGGACAAGCUGGUGCAGGUUGUAGGCCAGGCGACGGAACCGCAGAGCCACGAGCCGCCGCAGGGGACGAUGAGGCCGCGGAUGAAGUCCAUGGUGCAGGAGAAGAAGGAGGCCUCAGACAGUGCACGGCGGCACCGCCUUGCCGUCCACGACAACCAGAUGCUCGGAGACUGCGUGCGGCUUGUGGACUACAUGUUUCAGGCGUGCCUCGUGAAGGUGGUCAUCAACGCAUCUGUGGAGUUCUUCAACCGGGUUGACAGCUCGACGAAGAUGUUUUCGAUUUCCGUGGCGUAUGGCGAGAAGACUAUGGUGUUCGAUCCUUCGCUGGACCAGUUCCUUGAGAUGCUGACAAAGCUUUGGCGUUCCUCGGUUCAGGUGGUGAAUGGCAUCCUCUCGCUGCUGAGCUCGCCGCACUAUGUGAAGCACCUUUCUUCCUCCACUGGCAGCACACAGACGGUGGAAAGCAUCCUACACCACAACCGGCAGUUCAACCACUACACGGCUGCUGUGCGCGAGAAGAUCUUUACAGACAUCACCAAUGCGCAGAAAUUCUCGGACAAGCAUUUCGAGCUGUUCCGGCGCAUCCAUGACUAUGGAAACAACUGGGACGAAGAAGCCUACCUGUCUUCCACGACUUCUCACGAGGAGCUUGCCUCCGACAUGGGCCGCAUGCGCGAGUUCCAGGCGGAUCUGGACAAGUACAAGCCUCACCACAAUGUUGGCAUCAUCGUCGUCGACGGGCGAACUCUGCGGGCGAGCCUGCAGCCCGUGCCAGAGCGGGGCCUGGCGGCGAUGAAGAAGGCGCUCACGGACAUCGCCCGGCGCAAGUGCCAGGGUGUUUUGCAGCGCUUCGACCAUGCCAACAAGAUUCUGGACGAGCGGCCGAAGAGUUUGACGGCCUAUGCAGACUACGUCAAGGCACCGCUCAAGCCGUGGAUCGCAGCGGUUCAAAAGCACGCGGAAUUCGACCUGCAGGAUCCCAGCGCCGCUGGAUCUUGGCAGUGCGUGUGCGAGGGGUCCCUCCCUCUUGGGGGCGAUGAGUUGUUGAUGGACGUCUCUAGCUUCGCCGUGAAAGGUUGGAUGGAGCCUUCAGAAGCAAGGAGGGCUGCGCAGGCGCUGCUGGCUGGCAAAGUCCGCGGCGUCAGGCGGAAGUGGGAGCUGCUCGGCAGCUACUCUGCGGAGAGAACGGAGGAGAUCCUUGCCAGCUUCCGGCUGGGCGCGUCUCUGGCGGAGCGCUGCGGCCUUGAGAAAGCGGAAGGACAAAGCUGGCUGGACGCCGUCCGCUUGCUGCGCAGGCGGUCGGAGGAAUUGGACGAAAGCCCGGCAGCGCUUUGGCAACGUGUCGAGCGGCAUCCGAUUGCCGAGUAUGUCCAUGUUCAGUGCCAGAGCUGUGGGCACCUCAUUCCGGACAGCUUUCCUGCCGAGGAGGAUCCCAACUUAUCCGAGGAUGAGCCCCAGCCAGAAGAGAGGCCUUUCGUGCGGGCCGGAUGGUUUCGUGGGCCGCGAGGGGCCGUGGUGUUCGUUUUCCGCUGCCCGGAUUGCGGGGCUGUCUCGCGCUGGUUUCGUGCAACGCACCCGGAGGUGACGUUGAACCCAAAUCGAUGGGGCCGCCUCUGCGGCGAGCAGGAGGACUUGAAGGCCUGGCUGGCGCAGUACUUGGGCGUCCGACUGCGUGUUUGCCUUCCACUGGACUGGGAUCACGUGUGGACCGAAGUCUUCGAUGGGGACUCCUGGCGACCAUUGGAUCCGAACUGUGUCGACUUUGCCAGACGCCUCAACGAGGGCAUUGGUUCCUGGACGCACGUCCUGGCCAUCGGCACCCCAGGCAGUGGGGACAUGGUGGCAGCCACGGAAGAGGUCACGGAGAAGUACCUGCGCAUGGCGAAAGCCAGCGAGGACGAGGUCACAGCCUGGCGCCGGCAAAUCCACAGCGCCAGGGAAGACCCCACAGGGCAGGAUACGCAGAGCCGGACAAGUCACGGGCACACGCUGCUCUGCGCCGGCCUCGAGGACCACGAGAUCACCGCCGAGCUACGGGCUGCGCAGCGCGCGUUCGAUGCAGAAAAAAGACAAGCCUUCAACGACAUCAAGAACCAGGAAGCUCAGAUGGAGGAAAUGAGGGAGGAGGUUGAGUCCAUGUACCAGCUGCUCCGGCAGUACAACGUGCGCGUCAGCGGAGACGACACGGUGCAGAUGGAGUUCCUGCAGACCAAGGGCUCGGACUUUGCUGAUCGCAAGCUCAUCGAGGGCAACGCGUACAUCCGGGAGAAGGCCGACGAGAUGGUUGAGAGCUUGAGCGGCGUCUCGCAGCUCGCGGAGGAGGAGGCGAAGAAGCUCACGGAGCAGUUGCGGUCCGGCAGCUUCGUCUCGCAGGACAACAUCCAUAGCCCCGAAGUCGUCUUGGAGGAGCUGACCACAAUCCAGGUCGCCGUCACCAAGCUUGAGGAAAAGGCUGCAAACUACAACGAAUAUCAGGCUCUGUUCUACGUGCCGGUGCAGUUUGAGUUCCAGGACGUCGAGAAGGCGAAGCAGCUCUUCACCGAGAAGUCUCGGUUGUGGAACCUCAUCAGUGACUGGAAGGCGCAGCUGGAUGUCUGGAAGAAGACCGACAUUACCCAGCUGAAUGUGGAGGAGAUGAACAAAAAGGUCCUGGAGUAUUCGAAGACUGCGUAUCAGCUGACGCGGAGCCUGGAAGGUGACAAGGUGGCCCAGGAAAUCCGGUCCGAGGUCGACGAGUGGAAGGGCAACAUGCCCUGCAUCCUGGACCUCGGGAACCCGGCCUUGAGGGAUCGCCACAGAUUGCGAAUCCGUCAGGAGAUCGACCUCAAGCAAACCGCCGUGUCCCUCACAACCUUGAUUGGGGCCAAGGUCUUCGACAAGAAGGACCACAAGGAGUUCAUUGCUGAAAUUAGCGGCAUCGCCAGCGGAGAGUUUGCACUCGAGCAGCAGCUCGAGAAGGUCAUCGCGGCCUGGGAGGACAUGCCGCUGCCGGUCCAGAACCAUCGGAACCAGCGGGACCCGACUGGGUUGGGGCAGCGCAGCGUGAAGCGGAGCCCGGACAAAGCAUCUCCCUGUAGCUGCUGCUCUGGCUUUCUGGCUGCAGCUUUCUGCCUCGAGGACCUGUGGAUUCUUGGGGACGUUGGUGACAUCAUCACUCAGCUGGAGGAACUCCGCGUGGGGCUUCGUGUGCGUGUGGAGUUGGGGAUGGAACGAAGGAGUUAA